AUGUGUUCCGAAGAAGGAGAUACUGCUGUGAUAGAACAAACACAGCCCGCGAUCUCUGAGGUCGAUAUCCUGAGAACACGAGUGAAUUUCUACAUCAGCGAAGCGACCUCGUUUUACAACGAGGAUGCAGACAAGAGAGAUGCACUCGACCAGGUCGACGACUAUAGAGGCACCAUCACAUCUCUGCUGGAGGAGUGGCUACUCGUAACCAGAGCUCAUCUGACUUCACUCCGAGGACCAACCUCUCAGGGUUAUCUAGAACUGGCAGACUUCAUCGGGAUCGAAAACAAUAUUCGGAAGACUCUAAAAUACCUCAGAGAGCUCCGACUAAGUUUGGUCCAGGACCUCCAACCUCUGACGGCGGAAUCGACGUUUGGGAGGAGUCAAAAUCCAGGAGUCGUUCAAACAUCGACACCUGUCCCUCCACCUCAAAAUCAAGAUCCACAGUGGAGAACAUCUACCCAUAUGGACGCUCAGAUCAGAGGCGCGAACAGUUCGGGAAACUCAGCGACGACAUCGUCACCGAACGUCUCCCAUAUCGCACAGCUGCCCCCACCUGAGAACACCCCGAGCAUACCUCCACCAGAUCCAGCGCCAGUUCCGCAAGCACUCCAGGGGAUCACAAUACCCGCGGAUCCAGCAAUCACCUGCAAGAACGAAAGCAGCCCCACCGAACCCCCCGAGAACUAUCUACCGAAAUUAUCGAAAAGCUUCAAGCUACCGAAAUUUAACGGGGACCCGAAACAAUAUCGGAAAUUUAUGGAUAUGUUCGACGCCUUCGUCCACGACCGAAACAUACCAGUUCUUCAGAAGAUCAUCUUGCUCCACGACGCUCUGACGGGCCGGGCUUACCACAGUGUGAAACAUCUAAGCCUCCGUGCAGAAAGCUACGAACCAAUGAAGCAGAUACUCCAGGAGUUAUACGGACAAACGAGUAUGGCGGAAGACGGGCAUCUGAGAGAGCUGGAGAGGAUCAUCUCAUCCGGAGGGGAAAUCAACUACGAUAAGUUACCCGGUUUUGUUAACUCGAUCUCUCAACACAUUCUAGCACUUAUCACUCUCGGCCAAUCAUACAUAACAUUAACUCCCGCAUUCGCCAAUAGAAUCCUCGCCAAACUAUCAAACGAGACGCAACGUAAAUUCAUGGAUUCUUACAGGUCAACACAAACCACAACACAAACAUGCAAGCUUGAAGCGUUAAUUAAAGUCCUUAAAGCAGAAGCGCUUACAACAGAAGCUCUCAGAGAGAAUCAGGGCUCAUGUAGGAGAUCACCUAACCAACCUUCGAGCUUCAGGAGCAACGACAAGUUCCAGCAUCGGAACGGGCUCAGGAGACCUCCAACACGUCCAUCAUUCUACCAAUCUCGAGAUCACUUCAGCAAUCCCGGAAGGACGACGACCUUCAAGGACUCCUCGAACAGCUUUCACGUGGCUUCAUCAGCGUUCCCGAGCCGAUCAGUUCCCAGGGAGCCUCCCAGAGGACAAAGCCUCCCGUGUCUAUUCUGCGAAGGCGAUCACCCCCCUUUCAAAUGCACGACGCCUCUGACGUAUGAGGAACGUCAGGAGAAAAUGCUGACAGCCAGAGCUUGCUUCAAAUGUCUGAAACUUAACCACGAUGCGAAACACUGCAGAGAAGGCCCGAAGACCAAGUGCCGAUACUGCAACGCGAACCACUACGCGAUCAUCUGCCCGAAGUCGUCCAAGAAUACCAGCGGCAAGCCGAAGGCAAACCUAUCAGUUAACAUGGGCAUGGACACUCUAGGCGACUCGGUUUUCCUGUGGACGGCGGCGGCAUGGGCAGAAGAUCCCGGAGAGAACGACGAGAUAAGUCUGGAACCGGUUUCUACAGGACGCCAGACACGGGAUCAAGCGGACCGGUCGUGUCCCGACGGGGACGUUGAAGAAGUUCCCCAACGGAGGAGACUCCAAAGGAAGAAACGAGGACGGUUUGCAAGGAAGCUGAUGUUCCUUGGGAAGGUUACGGCAACGCUAUUCGUCGCCGUGCUCGUGUAUGCCUGCAUCAAGUUGCAGGCUGCCGUCGAAGUUGAACUGGCCGUCAACGGGGCGAGCUCAACUCGUGAGGACAUCACCACCAUGUCCUCAGUACUGUCGACGCUCGUGGAGACUGGGCUCCUCAGUCGGCUUUUGCCGGCUGAGGAGGUUAAGAAUUUUCGUUUGUCGACCAUGACGUGUCGAAGUUUGGAACGGCACCAAGUGUGCUUCAGCGUGGUGGAGAACGCAGAAGGCCCGAAGACCAAGUGCCGUUACUGCAACGCGAACCACUACGCGAUCAUCUGCCCGAGGGCGUCCAAGAACACCAGCGGCAAGCCGAAGGCAAACUUAUCAGUCAACAUGGGCAUGGACACUCUAGGCGACUCAGUUUUCCUGUGGACGGCGGCGGCAUGGGCGGAAGUAGGUUCCACAAAGGUACCAUGUCGGAUUCUCAUCGAUCCAGGAUCACAAGCCUCUCACGUGACAAGAGCUCUCACCGAAAAAUUGAAAUCGAGACCUUUCACGCACCUGGAUCUCACAAUGGGAACUGCAGGGGGACAAAUUACGGACAUCCGGAAUUGUGGAGUAGACCACGUAACCCUGAGAAGCAGACACCAUGCAAACAGAAGUUUACGGCUCAGAGCCAUCGAGCUUGAUUGUAUUUCAAGAUCGGAGUUCCCGGUCAUGGAACAAGACUUCAACCUCACGCCAGUAGCCGACUCAAUCGCACAUACCAACGAUCAACUGGUGGACAUCCUCUUGGGGCAGGAUCAAUUGACAAAAAUCAAUUUCACAGAUCCUAAAGCUAUCGGAGAUGUCUUCGCCUUCAAUUCAAUGUUCGGAUGGGUUUUCGGCGGCUCCCAGGGAGCUACCACGAUUGAGAGUCCUCUCUCACGGUUUUGCGGUUUCGACACGAUUCAACCGGCGCGAUCAUCCACGCUAGAGGAUCACCUCAUCGUCCCAGAGACAAACCCCGAAGAGAAGGCCGUCAGAAACGGUCAAGCAGCUCAAACCCUGCGAGACCUCCAGUUUUUAUGGCAAUCGGAAGACGCAGGGUACGACGAAAAUUUCAAGGAGGAAGAACGAGAAGAAGAGGAUUCCCUCAUGCGAGAACUAAUCGUACACUUCAAGGAAUCCACCCGCCGAGAUGAGAACGGACGGUACAUUCUGAAGCUACCCUUCAAGUCGAAUCUACACGCUCUGGGCGACAACGAAAACUUGGCAAAAUCCCGCCUUCACUCAUUCCUCGAGAAACUAAAACGAGACCCAAUCAGAUUGGAGGCGGUAGACAACAAAAUCAAGGGAUAUCUGGCAGCAGGCUUCGCCGAGAAAGCUCAGCCGAGGAAAAAAGGUAGCCUCGCACACUAUCUCCCUACACAAGCUGUCUUCAAAGCGAAGCCAGACGCUCCCCUGGGUCUCAAAACCCGUGUGGUAAAAGACGCUAGCGCCAGGCGCUCAAAUCAAGCAGGACUCAAUGACGUCCUCCACUGCGGCCUGAACCUUCUACCGGAAAUAAUAAAAGUCAUCUUGAAGUUCCGCCAAUACCGAUUCGUCUUCACCGCCGAUAUCGAGAAGGCUUUCUUGCAAUUCAGAAUUGCGGACAGCGACAGGACAUUCCUGAGGUUUCUCUGGCCGCUUAACAUCAGCAAGGACAGAUCCGCAAGGGUUCAAGAAUUCUGGGCGACAAGAUUAGACUUCGGUCUCAUCUGCUCGCCUUUCCUCCAUUGCCAAGGAAUCAGAUUCCACUUGGAGGCAGCACUCCCAGAACACCCGGAGGACCGACAAUUCAUCGAAGAAAUUCGAGAUAACUUCUACAUGGAUGACGUCGUGGGAGGAGCAGACUCCCUAGAGGAGUUGAAACACCGAGUGAAGGUCCUCACAAAAAUCUUCACCGACGGACACUUCCCGCUGAAUAAAUGGUCAGCAAAUUCCGCGGAAAUCGGAAAAUUCAUCAAGCAAACAUCGCCGGUCGAUGAUCCAUCCAUCACGAUCGGCCAGGCCGACCAUAAGGUACUUGGCGUCCCAUGGAAUCAAAUCCAGGACGAACUCAGCGCUCCAUCGUCAAAAGCACUCAAGGAACUCACUACGGGAGUCCCAUCAAAGAGGAAGCUUCUCAGAGCAACGGCAUAAAUUUUCGACCCACUGGGUAUCAUCAGCCCGAUCGUCGUCAACGCGAAAUCGCUACUCCAGGAAUUAUGGAAAAAGAAAAUCGGAUGGGACGACGCCCUGAAAGGGGACCUUCUCGAACAAUACGAGAAUUUCUCAAAGUUACUCAGUCAGGCUGAAGGCAUUGCCAUCCCUCGACACAUGCUUCCUUCACAGGGCAGCCGGGACAGGAGAGAACUUUUCAUGUUCUCCGACGCCAGUUUGCGGGCGUACGGCAUCGUUGCAUACAUCCGAGAAGAACAAGGGACGGCCCCGCCCUCAGUGACAUUCAUUCUCUCAAAGUCAAAAAUCGCUCCAGUGAAAGCAUUCACGAUUCACAGACUAGAGCUGCUCGGAGCACUUCUCGCAGCAAGAAUGACGAAGAAAAUCCUCGAAUGGAUCGAUUUCAAAAUCGACGCCGUCAACAUCUUCUGUGAUAAUUCGGCAGUUCUUGGCUGGGUCGCCUCGAACUCGGAAAGAUGGAAACCGUUUGUCGCAAACAGAAUUCGAAAAAUUCGCCAAUUAGCUGGCCAGGCCAGUUGGCAUUACGUUCGCUCGGAGGAAAAUCCAGCUGAUAUCCUAUCCAGAGGAGCGGAUAUUUCAAAGCGAUCGAUUGCCGAGCGCUGGUUCAAUGGGCCCCAGUGGCUUCGCGAGAAGAACAACGACUUACGAGCAGCACUGGAAUCCGAUAGCACGUCUCACAUUCACGUCGCUCAAACUCAUCUCGAACACGAAAUGAAAAAGAGCAUAACGACGUGUCAUGUCGCGCUUCAGACAGGGAAACCCGAUGCGAGAAAAAUAUUUUUCGAAGAAAGCUUCUCUUGUUGGCUAAAAGCGAUUCGCUUCUGGGCAUUCAUGCGUCGACUCGCAACAAAAGCGCAAUCGGCAAAAGCUAGAGUACAGACGAAACAAAAAUGUACGGCCAGGCCGAAAACCGCCUUGAAUCUCAUCGAUUCAGAAGAAAUGAUAACAGCCAGGCUGGAUUUGAUCAAACUAAUCCAGAGGAGCUACUUCCCGGAGGAAACAACUUCCGCUUGCAGGAAUCUCAAGCCUAAGAGCACCCUCUAUCAGUACAACCCAUUCAUCGAUGACAACAGGUUGAUCCGUUGCAAAUCUCGGCUUGAAUACUCAUCUCAGCUGUCAGAAAGUCAAAAAUCGCCGAUUGUCCUCCCCGCGGACUGCAAUCUAUCCCUUCUAUUAAUUCGCUACAUCCAUGAGAAGAAAUGCUUCCACUUCGGAGGCGUGGCAUCAAUUCUACAUCUUCUCAGAGAAGACUUCCUGGUCAUACAUGCGAGGAAACUCGCUCGCCGAGUAAUCUCUUCCUGCGCCACCUGUAAGAUUUUUCGCUGCCAGGCGGCGGCAUUACCUACAGCCCCGCUGCCAACCUUUCGAAUCGAUAUGGCUCCGCCGUUCUUCUAUACAGGAUGCGACUUCGCGGGGCCCAUCAAAUACAAGAAAGACUCGGGAGAAAAGGGGAAGAGUUACAUACUUCUCUUCACUUGCGCCGUCACACGCGCCGUCAAUCUGCACCUAACAGAAAACAUGUCCACAGUGGAAGUACUCGGCGCACUUCAAAAGUUCGUCAACAGAUAUCCAUCGGUCGACACCAUCGUCUCCGACAACGGACUCUCCUUUCAGCGAGCAGCAAAGGAGUUGAAGUUGAUCUAUGAGCACAUCGUGAACGGGGAGAUAAAGAGAUGGCUCGGGGACUCCUUCAUCAAAUGGGAAUUCAUCACCCCGAACGCCCCGUGGUUCGGUGGUUUCUACGAGCGCCAAGUGCAGUCGGUCAAGAGACCGCUGAGGAAAGCCCUGGGUACCGCAGUACCACACUUCCGCGAUCUCGAAGUCAUCCUGAGCAACAUCGAGGCGAUGAUAAACAGGCGCCCACUUACAGCGGUCGCGACGGAGUCCGACACCGCCGAGGCUCUGUCGCCAGCGGACCUGCUUUACGGACACAAAGCGAAGUGCUUCUUUCCCCAACACGCGGCCAGGCCGAUCAGAACGAUCGAUGCGGAUAAAAUUGUUUUCUCCAGGAGAUGGAACUACCAACAAAAAAUCCUCAACUCAUUCUGGAGAAGAUACCAAGGAGAAUAUAUUGGCUCGCUUCGAUCCGCUCACAGGCGAAAACCAAUCGCGGCCAGGCCGCUGAAAGUUGGAGACAUCUGCCUCCUGGAGGAUUCGAACGCUAAUCGUGCCUACUGGCCCUUGUGUAGGGUGAUGUCUCUGAAAAACGGUUCGGAACCUGAAAAAGCACGAUCAUGCACGAUCAAAACGGGCACGGGCCAAAUCCUCGAUCGGCCUAUAAAAAAGCUUUACCCCCUGGAGACCCCCCAACCGAACCUCGGGACGCCAGAUCUCGCCCUUUAA
This is a messenger RNA of Galendromus occidentalis (western predatory mite), 6504 nucleotides long. RefSeq lists its product as uncharacterized. The transcript has 5 exons. The record is from RefSeq and is a predicted model, not a curated record. NCBI's taxonomy places the organism in Eukaryota, Metazoa, Arthropoda, Arachnida, Mesostigmata, Phytoseiidae.